Messenger RNA from Dendronephthya gigantea, 1604 nucleotides. Its product is annotated as ankyrin repeat domain-containing protein 63-like. NCBI's taxonomy places the organism in Eukaryota, Metazoa, Cnidaria, Anthozoa, Malacalcyonacea, Nephtheidae. The transcript has a single exon. The coding region runs from base 829 to 1527 and encodes 232 amino acids. Gene Ontology annotation, molecular function: protein binding. The record is from RefSeq and is a predicted model, not a curated record.
UAUACACAAUACUUCAUUACUUCACAGCAAAAUAUUUGCUUAAUUGCUUUUCGUGCAAACGAAGUUUAGAGAAGCGGCUGAAUGUGGACGCGGUGAUGAAUUGGAGCACGCUGUAGAAUGGUCUAAUUUCAUUUCGUUGAGAUUGUGUUGACGUAGAUCUUAAUGGAAGAAUAAUGCCCGACAACAAUUCCCAAUUUCUUUGAAAACGCAAUCGUUACAUUAAUAAUAUCUGUUAUGCUAAUAUAAUCGUAACUGUGGAUACGAUUGACACCACAAAAGCUGCGAGUGAAAUUGAGAGCCUGUUGGCUGAAACGAGAGAGUUAUCUAAAACGAUACAAAAUCAAUGAUCAUUAAAGAUUGCCUUCGUAUCUUAUUUUGAAGCAUUUUCCAAGUGUCGCGUGGCGUGGAUCAGGGCAUCUCUCCUCAUGCCGAGAAGUUUCUCCCGAUGGACCGAGUGUUAAUUUGAAGAUCAACAAAGAUGAAAUUCUCAGAUGUUAUUAAGGUGCUAGGUCUUCAGGAGAGUUUUGUUUGGUUUAGAAGAAAUAAACUACCAACGAAAUAAAUCUUGAAAUAGCCAUAGUUAUCAUCCGAUACAAAUGUCCAGAUAAGAGUUAGGAAUACACGAAACAGUAUAAACUCAGAAGUGGAUAUUAAUUGGAGUUAAUCGGCGUCUCCGAGCAGAAGGAAGCCUCUUGUUUUUCAGGCCUUACAAAAAGCAUCGAUACCUUUGAAAUUAUCAGUAGCUACAUUUUACACCAGACAAGCGCAAAGACCAAGAGUUCACCACGCAAGUUUAACAGCACGGAAUAUUGAACCCCGAAGAAAACGAUGCACGCAAAAAAAUCGGGUUUCCAUCAAACAUUGCCUCCAAAGUUUAAUCGAUCUUUGAUCCUCAUUGAGGCCGUCCAUUCUGAACGGAUUCGUCAGUUACGAUUACUCCUGGACGCUGGAGUGAACGUGAAUUGCAAUGAUCCCGAGACGGGACAUACACCGCUUAUUCGAGCUAUGUUUAUCGAGAAUUCUCGACAACGAAGAGCAAUCAUUAAAAUGUUACUCCGCUAUGGAGGAAGAGUGGAGAAGACGGACAGGGAAGGAAGAACUGCAUUUGCGUGGGCCUGUCUUUUAGGCAGAAACGAUGUUAUACGGUUUUUGUUUAGGGAAAUUCACUUAAAUAUUGGCCUCAACUCCGUCGACAGCUCAGGCAAUGACAAUCUGAUUCUCGCCUGCGCUUCGGGAAAUCCCGCCACGGUACGACUCGUUGCCGAAGCAUUUCGACGCGUGAGACUCGACAUGAACCGACGGAAUACGAACGAUGAGAAUGCGCUUAUGACGGCGCAUCGCUUGAGAUUCUACGACUGUGUGAAGGUGCUGGUCGAAGAAUUUGAAGGUUACAUUGCGACCAAUAUGCCCAAGGAUUUCUUAUACGGCGAGACGAGAAACACUUCGAGUGAUGGACAACUCGACCGUUGGCACAGACACAGUGCAUCACCCUGCCACAGAUAUUCUCCAUGUACAGCGACCAUUUGACGAAUUCGUUUCCAAGUAAAAGAAAAUAACUUCAAAUGAUGCGUGUGCAAAUAAAUUCCGUACACGGUGACCGAUGA